Messenger RNA from Cannabis sativa, 1625 nucleotides. RefSeq names its product GDSL esterase/lipase At2g04570. The record is from RefSeq and is a predicted model, not a curated record. The transcript has 3 exons. NCBI's taxonomy places the organism in Eukaryota, Viridiplantae, Streptophyta, Magnoliopsida, Rosales, Cannabaceae. Gene Ontology annotation, molecular function: hydrolase activity, acting on ester bonds. The coding region runs from base 116 to 1198 and encodes 360 amino acids.
AAGUUUUCAAAGAAAACCCAACUCAUUUAUUUCUCUCCCCAUAUUAGUAUUCACUUCAUCAUAUUGUUCAAGUAUAUAUAUACACACUAGUACAUGUGAGAGCUUCAACCUCUCAAUGUUGAAACAAUAUAAAGGAACAAACAUGGUAAGCCUACAGUACAAAAUUUGCUACAUGUUCUUAUUUUCAGUACUUAUAUCCCGUAAUAUUGUUGGGGCGAAAGUACCGGCGAUUAUCGUGUUCGGAGACUCAACGGUGGAUGCAGGCAACAACAACCAAAUUCCGACCAUAGCCAGAAGCAAUUUCGAGCCAUAUGGGCGUGACUUUGCCGGCGGAAAGCCCACCGGAAGGUUUUCGAAUGGGCGGAUACCUACUGACUUCAUCUCAGAGGGUUUUGGCCUGAAAUCUGCCAUUCCUGCUUACUUGGAUCCUUCUUGUAACAUCUCAGAUUUUGCUACUGGUGUCACUUUCGCUUCUGCUGGCACUGGCUACGAUAAUGCAACUUCCUCAGUGCUUUCUGUAAUACCACUUUGGAAGGAAUUGGAAUACUACAAAGAGUACCAAAAGAAACUGAAAACAUAUCAAGGAGAAGAAAAGGCAAAGGAAAUAAUAGGGGAAGCUCUUUACAUGAUCAGCAUUGGAACAAACGACUUCUUAGAGAACUACUACACCAUGCCAGGUAGAUCAUCCAGGUACAACAUCCAACAGUACCAAGAUUUUCUAAUUGGUAUAGCUGGGAAUUUCAUCAGGCAACUCUACGCACUUGGGGCUCGAAAAAUAUCCCUUGGAGGCCUCCCUCCUAUGGGGUGCCUACCCUUGGAGAGGACCACCAAUUUGUUUGGUCAAAAUAACUGUGUGGAGAGAUACAAUGCUGUGUCUUUGGAAUUUAAUGGGAAAUUGGACAAACUCAUUUCUACACUCAACAAGGAACUCCCACAGCUCAAGAUGGUCUUUUCCAAUCCUUAUAAUCCACUUUUGAGCAUUAUCAAACAGCCUUCUUCCUACGGAUUCGAGGUGAGCUCAGUGGCAUGUUGUGCAACUGGAAUGUUCGAAAUGGGUUAUGCUUGCAAUCGAAAUGAUAUGUUCACUUGCACCGAUGCCAACAAAUACGUCUUCUGGGAUUCAUUCCAUCCCACCGAAAAAACUAGUCAUAUUAUCGCUGACUUUCUAUUAAAGAAUGUUCUCACUCAGUUUCUUUAAUCACACUACACAACACUACUUAUAUCCUACCUAUAUAUUAUACCUAAUUAAUUAAUGCUUAAGUACUAUUUUUAAUCUAUUUAAGCUAUAUAUAAUCAUGGUCAAAAUAUAUUAUAUUCUUUCAGCUUAAACCUUAAACUAUAAUAAAUUCUCUCUACAUAUAAUUAUAAUUAAGAUUAGGUAUCUUGUUAAUAUAUUUAUAACUAGUACCUUAUUACUUAUAUUAUUAGCUUGUUAAUUUCUCUAGUAAUAAUGUUUGCUUCAUUUAGGUUAUCUUGGAAUUAAUAGCUACGUAUAGUCCUUUCAAACUUUAGAUAUGUAUGUGUAGAGUAAAGCUAUAAUGUAAAAUAUUUCUUGUAGAAUAAUAUUGUGAUCCUUUCAGAAAAAUAAAAUAAAUAAACAAUGAAUAUUAUUAUUGUGAUGAAAA